Hibiscus syriacus is the source of this 609-nucleotide messenger RNA. RefSeq names its product 60S ribosomal protein L17-2-like. The transcript is spliced from 5 exons. The coding region runs from base 1 to 501 and encodes 166 amino acids. Gene Ontology annotation, cellular component: ribosome; cytosolic large ribosomal subunit. Lineage: Eukaryota; Viridiplantae; Streptophyta; Magnoliopsida; Malvales; Malvaceae. The record is from RefSeq and is a predicted model, not a curated record. Gene Ontology annotation, molecular function: structural constituent of ribosome. Gene Ontology annotation, biological process: cytoplasmic translation.
AUGUAUUUUGGAGUUUCAUUGACUGUUACAGUAUUGAUGACUAUGUUGGAGAGAGCACAAGUGGAAAUUACUCUGCCUUCUUUGGCCAUUAGAAAAUUGUAUUUGGUUAAGGAAAAGAGGUAUUUGGAGGAUGUUAUGGCUCACAAACAGGCCAUACCAUUCCGACGCUUUUGUGGAGGUGUUGGACGUACAACACAGGCAAAGAACAGACAUUCUAAUGGGCAAGGUCGUUGGCCUGUAAAAUCGGCCAAGUUCAUUCUAGAUUUGCUGAAGAAUGCUGAGAGCAAUGCCGAGGUCAAGGGUUUGGAUGUCGAUGCACUCUAUAUUUCUCACAUCCAGGUAAACCAGGCCCAGAAACAAAGGCUUCGUACCUAUCGAGCUCACGGAAGAAUCAACCCUUACAUGUAUUCUCCUUGCCACAUUGAGUUGAUUUUGUCCGAGAAGGAAGAGCCUGUCAAAAAAGAGCCUGAGACUCAAUUGGCAGCAAGCAAGUCCAAGUAAUCGCACGCUUUCUAUUGAGUGAAAAAGUUUGAGAAUUUGAGUCAGCUCAGUGGUUGGAUUUCUUACAAUUUUGAGGAAGUUUUGAUAUUUAGAUGUAUUGGUGGUUUC